This is a messenger RNA of Exophiala spinifera, 561 nucleotides long. RefSeq lists its product as uncharacterized. Lineage: Eukaryota; Fungi; Ascomycota; Eurotiomycetes; Chaetothyriales; Herpotrichiellaceae. The record is from RefSeq and is a predicted model, not a curated record. The transcript has 2 exons. The coding region runs from base 1 to 561 and encodes 186 amino acids.
AUGGGUCUCUUCGGACACAAGUCUACCGCCACCGAGCCAACCCCGGCUGCACCCAACACCACCAGCGCCGCCGCUCACUCCCGUCACCCUCGGCACUCGUCUUCUUCCUCCGACAGCUCUCCCAGACGAGGCGGCUUCUUCAACAAGCGCCGUGACUCGUCCCCCGACUACCACCACGACGGCCGCAGUCGCCUGUCGCACUCGGGCUCCACCUCGCGCGGCUCUGGCGGUGGUCUCUUCAGCCGGCACCACAACGAGGAUCCCAGCAUCAUCACCGCCCGCGAGAGAGUCGCCAGUGCGGAGGCGGCGGAAAAGGACGCCGACAGAGCCCUGAUGCAGGCUCGUACAGCAGUCAGGGAAGCCCGGGAACACGUCAAGAUGUUGGAGAGGGAAGCCGCUGAAGAGGCUCGUCUGGCCAAGAUCAAGCAGCAGAGUGCCAAGGACAUUGGAAAGAGAGCAAAGCCUCUUGGACGUGAGUUGAACCCUUGCCUUAUCUACCUGUAUCCUCGCGAAGUCUUUGCUGCUGCGAGCUCGAUGCCAGAAGUAUUGACGCUGACCUGA